Cladophialophora bantiana CBS 173.52 is the source of this 561-nucleotide messenger RNA. RefSeq lists its product as uncharacterized. Bases 1 to 561 code for a protein of 186 amino acids. The transcript has a single exon. The record is from RefSeq and is a predicted model, not a curated record. NCBI's taxonomy places the organism in Eukaryota, Fungi, Ascomycota, Eurotiomycetes, Chaetothyriales, Herpotrichiellaceae.
AUGUCCGAUGACGCCUCAUUCGGCGGCGAAACGUCCCUCUCGCGCCUCCUCUCCACCUUGCGCGCAACGCUGCAUGAGGAAACAUAUGUCUUCGCGAGCAUUCCGGAUGACGACCAUCACCUCCCCGUGCCAAUUGAGGAGAUAACUCUGUUCUUCCGUGAGCCGCACCGGACUAGUGGCGCCGGACCCUCGUUGUCGUCGUCCUCCUCCUCAACAGCAAUAGCAUUAGCAACAGAGGGACCGGGACCGGGACAGGGAAAAGGCACGGCCAUCACGCUCAUCCUCCGCCUCGAGAUCGCCCGGAAACACGGCAUCCAGAACUAUGCGUACCCGUGCCGGAUGAUCACGUGCGACGUGCAUUCGUCGCUCGAGGCGGUGGGCUUCAUGGCCGUGCUGGCGACGAGGCUGGCCGGCCGCGGAAUCAGCGUCAAUCCUGUCAGCGGCUUCUACCACGAUCACCUCUUCGUGCCUGUGGAACGGGCCGAGGAGGCGGUCUCGGAGCUGCAGCUCGUCAGAGAGGAGGCUGUGAGGAAUUUGGAAACUGGAUCGAAACGGUGCUGA